GGCAAAAGGAUGUGUACUCAGCGCCAUCACCUUAGGCCGGAGCGAAUUAAAUCUGACUACUUCCUUUUAUAUGGCGGACGUUGUGUUCGCUUGAUGUGUUUGUGACUAGGGAAUAAGUAUAAGAAAACAUAAACAUGUCGCUAUCUACAGCGCGCCCCUUGGUAAGCGUGUAUGAUGAGAAAUCCGUUGAGGUUAAGGGCACAAAUAUUGCCUUGCCCGUGGUAUUUAAAGCCCCCAUUAGACCUGAUGUAGUCAACUUCGUACAUCAACAAAUUUCAAUGAACCAUCGUCAACCCUACUGUGUCAGUGACAAGGCUGGUCACCAAACUUCUGCCGAGUCCUGGGGUACCGGUCGUGCUGUCGCCCGUAUUCCUCGUGUACGUGGUGGCGGUACCCACCGUUCCGGCCAGGGUGCUUUCGGUAACAUGUGUCGCGGAGGUCGCAUGUUCGCUCCCACCAAGCCAUGGCGCCGUUGGCACCGUCGCGUCAACGUCAACCAAAGACGUUACGCUCUGGCCUCGGCCGUUGCCGCAUCCGGUGUGCCAGCCCUCGUCCUCAGCAAGGGCCAUGUCAUCGAUCAGGUGCCGGAACUUCCUCUGGUCGUCAGCGACAAGAUCCAGGAGCUGAGCAAGACCAAGCAUGCUGUUCAGUUCUUGAGGAGGAUCAAGGCCUGGGCUGAUAUCGAGAAGGUUUACAAGAGCCAGCGCUUCCGUGCCGGCAAAGGUAAGAUGCGUAACAGGAGACGCAUCCAACGUAAAGGACCCUUGAUUGUCUACCACCAAGAUCAAGGUUUGCGUCGCGCUUUCCGCAACAUCCCCGGCAUCGACCUCAUCAGCGUCAGCAAAUUGAACUUGUUGAAACUCGCCCCUGGUGGUCACGUUGGUCGUUUCGUCAUUUGGACCGAGUCUGCUUUCCAACGCUUGGACAAAUUGUUCGGAACCUGGAAGAAAUCUUCAUCUGAGAAGAAGGGUUACAACUUGCCACAACCCAAGAUGGCCAACACUGACUUGUCCAGAUUGUUGAAGGCUGAUGAAAUCAGACAGGUUCUCAGACCAGCUCAGAAGAAGAUUGUACGUCGUGUACGUCGUCUCAAUCCAAUCAGCAACACCAAGGCUAUGCUUCGUCUUAACCCAUACGCUGCUGUUCUUAAGCGUCAAGCUAUCUUGAGUGGUGAAAAGCGCAAAUUGGCCCGUGAAGAAGCCUUAGCCAAGAAGCGUGGAAUUCUUCUCCCAGACAACUCCACUGUAAUCAGGAGCAGGAAACUGCAAGAACGCAGAAGGGCUGCCAUCUUGAAAGACAAGAAGAGCAAGCCGAAGAAGCCUGCACAGAAAAAGGCCCCAGCAAAAAAGUAAUCGGGUGACAUGGUUGCGUACUAAUUAAGUUUUAUGCAUUGACUGUGGUAACCUGAAUAUUUGUAAUUAAAUAAAAAGUUAUAAAAAUUGA
Messenger RNA from Aethina tumida (small hive beetle), 1443 nucleotides. It is a transcript of the gene RpL4, whose product is annotated as 60S ribosomal protein L4. The record is from RefSeq and is a predicted model, not a curated record. Gene Ontology annotation, molecular function: RNA binding; structural constituent of ribosome. The coding region runs from base 135 to 1352 and encodes 405 amino acids. The transcript has 6 exons. NCBI's taxonomy places the organism in Eukaryota, Metazoa, Arthropoda, Insecta, Coleoptera, Nitidulidae. Gene Ontology annotation, cellular component: ribosome; cytosolic large ribosomal subunit. Gene Ontology annotation, biological process: translation.